AUGCAUCCAAGAAGCGUUUUUAAUAAGGAACCUGAUUUUAAUCGACUGGCAGAAAAAUAUGAAUCGUUUGAAAAAUUUGUAAAGGUCGGAAACAACAAAAGGGCUUACAUUGAUUUCAAAGAUCCUGAAGCAUUUGACAUUGACAUUGAUUUCCCUUUGGAUUCACUUUGUCCUGCAGUCCCCAACAGACUCAACUACAUUCUUUGGCUGCAAGAUUUGAUAGACGAUACACUGACCGAUGCAAAAGACAUUAUUGGUAUCGACAUUGGAGUGGGUGCAUCCUGUAUUUAUCCAUUAUUAGGGUGUGCAACAGAUUUAAACUGGCGAUUUCUAGGUACCGACAUUGAUCUCAGAUCGAUUGAUUAUGCAAAAGAAAACGUCAAGCGAAAUCAUUUGGAAGACAGAAUUACAAUUCAACAUACCGCCGAUCCUAGUAAAAUUUUCUUACUGGAAGAUACAGUACCCGUGUAUACAUUUAGUAUGUGCAAUCCUCCAUUCUAUAGCAGUCAGGAAGAAUUGGAUGAAGGUUUAGAUAAUAAGGAACUGGAACCAUCCGCCGUUUGUAAUGGAUCCAAUGGAGAGAUGAUUACAGAAGGAGGUGAAUACGGAUUUAUCUCGAGAAUGAUUGAAGAAAGCUUAAUACUGCAAAAAAGGGUGAUAUGGUAUACAAGUAUGAUGGGAUUAAAAAGGACGAUUCGACCGCUUGUCCGAUUAUUAAAAGAAUCAGGCAUCUCCAAUUAUGUCGUAACAAACUUCACACAGGGAAACACCACACGUUGGGCAAUUGCCUGGUCGUUUUAUGAUAAUCGCCCGACCCAUAUUAAAAUGCUUGAAUCUUGGUUGCCCAAAUACUCUUUUGAAGUAGAGUUGCCUCAAAACACAGAUGUCGUACAUUCGUUUUUAAAACCUAUCUUGGACGAUUUAGAUAUUGGACAUGUUGUAUCAGGAGAUGAAGACGGUGAAAUUAUUUUGGAUUGUACUGUCGAUAAAAAUACAUGGUCUAGAGCUGCACGAAGACAAAGGAAACGACAGAAAUUAGAAUCACAAGAGGAGGAGAAAUCAGAAAAUCCCUUUCAAUUUAAGCUUGAAUUAUCAUCCAGUCGAUCACCAUCCCUGUCCUAUUUACAAAUUAUUUGGUUGAAAGGUGGUGAUAGACCCAUGUUCGAAGGAUUUUGGUCUCAUCUAAAGAAACGUAUCGAAGAAAAUUGCGGUAUCUAUAGAGGAAGUACUUUUUCAAAAUAA
Messenger RNA from Mucor mucedo, 1242 nucleotides. RefSeq lists its product as uncharacterized. The transcript is spliced from 5 exons. Gene Ontology annotation, biological process: rRNA base methylation. The record is from RefSeq and is a predicted model, not a curated record. NCBI's taxonomy places the organism in Eukaryota, Fungi, Mucoromycota, Mucoromycetes, Mucorales, Mucoraceae. Gene Ontology annotation, molecular function: 23S rRNA (adenine(1618)-N(6))-methyltransferase activity. Gene Ontology annotation, cellular component: nucleus. Bases 1 to 1242 code for a protein of 413 amino acids.